This is a messenger RNA of Gavialis gangeticus (Gharial), 2184 nucleotides long. Its product is annotated as sodium-dependent phosphate transport protein 3-like. The record is from RefSeq and is a predicted model, not a curated record. Gene Ontology annotation, molecular function: transmembrane transporter activity. The coding region runs from base 68 to 1564 and encodes 498 amino acids. Gene Ontology annotation, biological process: transmembrane transport; monoatomic anion transport. The transcript has 11 exons. Lineage: Eukaryota; Metazoa; Chordata; Crocodylia; Gavialidae.
GUGCGGACGGCGGCGGGCUGGCGACCUCGUGCCCGGCAGUCGCUAAGACGCGGCCUCGAGGGGGACGAUGGAGCCGAGCGCUGAGAGGGCCCGGGCGGACGAGCCGGACCCGGAGCCGGACGAUGCUGCCCUGCUGCCCGGUCCGCAGCCCUCCUGCUGCCAAGGGCUCUGCUCAGCUCGCUGGGGGCUGGCUGUUGUCCUGCACAUCACCCUCUUUAUGGUGUACGCACUCCGGGUCAAUCUCAGCAUGGCCAUCGUGGCAAUGACAAAUGCCACCCACCCCAGCAACCAGGCCAACGUCUCCGUUGAAGUGUGUUCUAACCGCUCGCACGCGUGGUCCGAUGGCUCCCACCCAGCAUUCGCCCAUGGGGCUCCUGUGUACGACUGGAGUGCCGAGACCCAGGGCAUCAUCCUCAGCUCCUUCUUCUACGGCUACAUCUUCACCCAGAUGCUUGGCGGUUACUGGGCAGGGACACUGGGUGGGAAGGUGGUGCUGGGCUGCGGGCUGUUCCUCACUUCAGCUCUCACCCUUUUCAUGCCGCUGGCGGCAAAACUGGGAGUCGUGUACCUCAUCGGGCUCCAGGUGCUGCUGGGCCUCGCAGAGGGGGUGAUAUUUCCAGCGCAAUACACGCUAUGGGCAAAAUGGGCUCCCCCCAUGGAACGCAGCAGGCUCAUGAACAUUGCAGAUGCUGGAUGCACCUUCGGGACCUUCCUCACUUACCUUGCAGCCGGGUUCAUCUGCCAGUGCCUGGGGUGGCCCUACGUCUUCUACAUCUUUGGCAGCAUUGGCUGCGUCUGGAGCAUGUUCUGGUUCCUUCUGGUCUAUGAAGAUCCUGGCUGUCACCCUUGCAUUAGUGCCCGCGAGAGGGAUUACAUCAUGUCGUCCCUGGCCAGUCAGGGCUGUUCUCAUGGCUGGUCCCUCCCACUCAAGGCCAUGGCGAAGUCACUGCCCCUAUGGGCGAUUGCUGUGGCCUGCUUCUGCACCGACUGGCUCUUCUACACACUGCUGACAUCCAUGCCGACGUACAUGAACAAUGUUCUGCACUUCAACAUCCAGGAGAAUGGACUCCUCUCAGCACUGCCUUAUGUUGGCAAUGGCCUGGGUCACAUCCUGUCGGGGCUGCUGGCAGACUUGCUCCUCUCCAGGCAUGUGCUCAGCACAGCUGUGGUGCGGAAACUCUUCUCAGCAGUGGGGAUGCUGCUGCCAGGCGCCUUCCUAGUGGCUGUGUCCUACAUCGGCUGCAACUACACAGCUGCUGUGGCCUUUCUCACACUGUCCUUGACUGUGAACAGCAUGACUGGGGCAGGCCUGAACAUCAACCAUAUUGACAUUGCCCCCAGGUAUGCCGGGUUUCUGCUGGGGAUCACAAACACCUUUGGAAUAAUAGCAGGGAUCAUUGCUCCCACUGCGGUCGGAUUCCUCACCAGCCAGGACCUGGUGACUGGCUGGAGGAACGUCUUCUUCCUGUCGGCAGGGAUCGAUCUCUUUGGCCUCCUGUUCUACGUGGCCUUUGGCAGUGGAACCAUCCAGGAUUGGGCUAAAGAGGAUGUUGCCAACCAGUGAGCAGCUGAGUCAGGCUGCUGUGUGACAAGGGUGUGGGAUGAAACAUGCUCCAGGGAACAUAGGUUAGUCAAGAUAUCCCAGCCCUGUCCAGCACCUGAAUAGAAAGUGCCAGGCAUUUGUGUAGCCAGCCAGCUGUGUCCUGGAUUCCCACGCCCUUCCCCAGGCUUCACGUGAUCAAAGCACAAGUGAGCACAGUAGGGUGAACACAAGAGGUCUCCUUCCAAGAUGCUUAGUUGGAGGUAGGCUCCUUUUCUGCUCUGAAUUUAUUUACCCAGGUUGAGUUAGAAUUUCACCUCUCUGCAGCAGAGUGCCUAUUUUCAGCCCCCUUUCUUGGGAUGGUGGCUUAGUUCAUGGUGCGUUUUUAUUACUGGUGCAUUUUUAUACUAUAAGCAGCAGAGCUUAGCCUGUUACCUCAAGACAGUUUCCCUCUGGUGCCUCCCUUAGUGACUGCAGUGAAAGCUGCCUCUUUCCUGCCCCGUGACACCAGCUCAUGUCUGGUUAAGAGGCCAAACUAGAAUUAAUCCCCAUUCACAGGAUAAUGCUGUUACUGCUGGUAACCUCUUGGCUUGAGGGUUGCUAGGGGGAUCCCAGUCAUGCCCACCCCUCCCAGAAUUGCAGUA